UCGAUUGCUGGUGAUUUGCCACUGGCUUUCAAUUGCUCUCCCGCGGUCUCUUUUCUCUGUCUCACACGCAGCUGUCGAAGGCAGAAACCGGCUAUUAUUUAUUUAUUUUAUUAGUAUUACUAAAAGGAAAAGACUACUAGCCCUGAUAGUUGGGGUUACAAGCUCAGCUUCAAAAAGAGAAGUUCCAAAAAAGGCAGACGUUCCAAAAAAAAGGCAGGCGCCCCUUUACUCCUUAUCCCCCUUUCGAGGCAACGUAGCAAGAAAGGGUAUUGUGGUUUUUCUUUUCUUUUUAAAAACCCUCUGUCUGUUCCUUCAGAUUCUGACGUGAAGGAGAGGGGUCAGAAGUGCAAUGAUGCACUUUAUUGGCGAGGGGGCAUAUGGGGUGGUGUGUGAGGAGAAAGGGGGCGGGCGAGACCUUCCUUUUCUCUCUUCGUAUUCACGGUGUCUUGUUCUUGCGCUCGCGGUGGUGCUGCGCUCUGUUCUCUGCAGGCUUCCCCCCGCCCCAGCCCCAGCCCGCCCCAACUGACUCUCUUUCCCCUCUCGCUCUCUCCACCCACCCCCGGGCGGUGUGAGAGUUGCGUUCGCGUCUGGGCCGGCAAGAUGGCGGCAACGUCGAGGUCCAGCACAGAGCUGCCCUCGACUCUGGGGGAGUCCGUCGCGGGGGCGGGAGUGACUCCUCGCCCUCUCUCUCCUGAAGAGAUCGCCAGCAGGCUCCACAGCACAAGACGGGAACUGAGCAAUAGGCGCAAGAUCUUGCUGAGGAACCUGCCCGCCGAGAGCAGCAGCCAGGAAAUCCAUGAUUUAUUAAAAGACUUUGAAUUGAAAUAUUGUUAUGUGGACAAAAAUAAAAGAACAGCUUUUGUUACUUUAUUGAAUGGAGAGCAAGCUCAGAAUGCAAUACAAUUAUUUCACCAGUACUCCCUUCGAGGAAAAGAAAUAUCAGUACAUCUUCAGCCAACUGAUGCCCUACUCUGCAUUACCAACUUGCCUACCUCCUAUACAUUACAAGAGUUUGAAGAGUUGGUGCGGCCUUAUGGCAAUGUUGAAAGACACUUCUUGAUUUAUAGUGAAGUCACUGGAUAUUCAAAGGGCUAUGGUUUUGUGGAAUACAUGAAAAAGGAUUCUGCAGCUAAAGCUAGGUUGGACCUUUUAGGGAAACGGCUAGGUGGAAAUGUCCUUUUCGCCCAGUGGAUGGAUGUUAAUCAGUUAACUCCAGAACUCAUACAUUCAAAGUGCCUUUGUUUGGAAAACCUCCCUAUAGACUACACUGAUGCAGAGAAUCUGAUGCAUAAUUUUUCAUCUAAAUAUAAACCUGUGUUUUACCAGCUUGCUCAGGAUGAAGAUAGCUCAGUUGGUGGCUUUGCAGUUAUUGAGUAUGAAACAGCAGAGCAGGCAGAGGAAGUACAGCAAGCCACAGAUGGCUUGGCUAUCAAAGAGAAGAAAGUGCAUGUAUCUUACUGUGCUCCUGGAGCUCCAGGGCGUGGAACUCUUGCUACAUUAAUAGCAGCACAACGCAUGAUGAGGAACAACAGAAAAGGUUUGCUUCCAGAGCCAAAUGCAGUACAGGUUAUGAAAAGCUUAAAUACCCCAGCAAUGUUACAAAUGUUGUUGCAACCCCAGUUACAUGGAUGUUCUAAUAAUCUUGCAGUUCUUGGAGCUCCCAUGAACAUGUCCCACCUUGUAAGCCCGUCAAUCAACCCAGCCUUUUUGCAUUUGAAUAGUGUUCAUCAGGGACAAGUUCUUGGAAAUUCAUCUAGUUUGCUGCUACAGAACCUUUCCCAUCUACAGAUGGCACAGCUAGCGAAGAUUGAGAGUAUUCAGACAAAUAGUAAACCAGGUUUACUUGGAGAACCUCCAGCAGUGCUGCUACAGACAAUGUUAGGAAUGGGUACUGUACCACCAGUGGCUACAGACACAGCCAGCCAUGGAGAAGCACGCAAUUUAUCUAAUCGGACUGCAGCUCAAACGCCAAUUGCAACAGGGAUCGGCAUGCUGCCAUUCUUUCCAAAUCAGCAUGUAUCUGGGCAAGCAAUGCCAAGACAAAAUAACACACGGGACAAGCUGUCAACUGCAGUGGGACUGACAGAAGGCACUGGUUCAGGGUCCCAGGGUUAUCUGCAGAGCUUAACAAAUGUCACUGCUGGAGACCCACGGGCAGGACAUCUCAAGCAACAAGGCCAGUCAAAGAGCACUGACGCAAGCUUGGGGAGUUCUUCAAAAAAUCAGACCUCUCUGCUGGGAGAGCCCCCCAAAGAAAUCCAUCUUAGCACCAAUCCCUACUUGAACUUGGCAAGUGUGUUGCCUUCUAUGUGUCUUUCAGCAAUUGCCAGUAAGGCCAGUAAUACUAAGCAGCAGGCUGGACUUUCAAAUCACUCAGUUGACACUGCAGCUGCUCAGGGAACCACACCACCACAAGCAGUAGAAAACUAUUUUAACUAUUCACCACAGUAUGAAGAUUACACACAGGAUUCAGUCCAGCAAUGGUAUCAACAGUAUGCUCAGGCAUACCAUACCAUACAAGCUAGAGUAGGAGAAGUAGAGCAUGAUGGCUCAGAGGAAUCUGAUAGUGGAGUUUAUGGUGACUACAGUAGCUAUGUACAGGUCAUGCCUUCAUAUUAUGCUGCUACCCAAGGAUCCUUCCAUCCAGGCAUUUUGCCUCUUGUGCCUCAAAACCCACUAAAGAUGGCACCAAUAAGAAAUGAGAAGCGGGGCUCUUCAUACCUCACCACCACUCAAGAAGAUGGCCCAGUGGAAUAUGUUGGUCAACACACUCAGGGCUCAGGAGUACAUUGUGCAGAAUUGUAUCUUAAACGAAAGCGUGUUUAUUGAUAUCUUGAUCUUUGUGCUAUUCAUAUCAUCUUUUUAUUUCACGUUUAUUAUGUCUUGUAGAUAUUAAAAAACCAGACUAUAUAAAAAAUUAGUUUCUAUGAGUAAAUUUGUGUAUGGGGAGCUACUAAUAUAAUGGCUGUUAUCCUCCUGAAUAGUUUCUAUGCAACGGAUGACAAUUAAGGUCUGUUUUAAGCUUAAAGAAACGGCAGCUUUUCAGGUUGAGAAUGUCUCUCAAAGCAAUAAAAUAAUGCAGAGGUAAAUUUCUUGCUGGAAAUUUUGCAAAGGUAGUCUUAAGAAAAAAAUUGUGCUGGUGUUUUUUUCUUUGAUGAUUUAGAUUCUUGGCUGCAAAGUAUUCAUGAUAUUUGACAACAGCAAUAUCCUAUUAUUGAUUUUAAUGGGGCUUGCAUAUUGGAUUACAGCCAGACAACUGUUAGGUUGAGUAUAAUCCAGUCUAGUUAAAACAGCCAAAUAUUUUUUGGAUUAAAAACAGUAGCAGUCAUGCUAUUUAUGUAGUUGUAGCUUUUAAAGUGGAAAUAUGGUAUGAAAAUAUCAACAUACUUCAUUGAAAUAAAUGAUUGUUGAAGUGUAAUGCUGGUAGUACAAAUGUGCAUGACAAAUUUUCCAUGAAAAAGAAAGAGUAGUAUUAGCUUUGUAUUUUUAGUGUUAAGUCCCUUUCCCAUUAAUUUAGGGGCAAUAUUUACUCAGUUAUUUUAAAAAUGAAUGUGAAUUUCUAUUUAGUAUCCAACUUGUCUAAAGGCACUGAUAUCUUACUGACUUGGAUUUUGUAUUAUAUUUGCCCCACACCCCAUUUCUAUACACUGCUCUUGAUUAAUCACUGCCACCUUGGAAACUCUUUGGUAUCUUCUAUUGCACUUUGUAGCCAUGGCAGUUAUUUGUGUUCACUGGAACUGCAUGGAAUGUCUGUACUCAUGCAAUACUUUAGCUACAUGCUGACUCUUAAUUUAUUUCUUACUCAAAUUGGUUAUUUGCAGAAGGCUACUUUUCUGUUGUCUAGAAUCAAAGUGUGUUGGAAAUUACCAAUACAGUUGUUUUCCAUAGCUUUCCCCAAAGUAGUCCCAUUUGCAGCUUGUUCCUUAAGUCAAAUUAAAAUGGACGAGGCCCAACAUAGUUGAUGGUGAUGAUAAAAUCUACAAUAAGAGGGCCUGCUUGAGGAUUAUAGAGAAAUGCACAUGUAUGGUGGAUGAGGGUAGCAUAGCUUCUGCUCCCAAUGAAGAGAGAUCCAGUUAAGCCCAAUUGAAAUCCAGUGGAAUUUGAAGUUAGCUGCAACUUACCUGUCUCACUGAUUUCAGUGAGACUUUUGAUAAGCGUCUGGAUUAGGAGGCUGCUCUGUAGAAUUAAUCUACAUUAUUAAGAAGUAACAUAACAAGAUUUUUCUUCUCUUAACUGUGUUUAGUAUUAUUCACAUUGAAUGUAUAUUUUUGAACCAUUUCUCAGUAAAUAAACUGGCAAGCUAUACUGAAGAAUAAA
This is a messenger RNA of Rhineura floridana, 4317 nucleotides long. It is a transcript of the gene RAVER2, whose product is annotated as ribonucleoprotein, PTB binding 2. Bases 601 to 2829 code for a protein of 742 amino acids. Gene Ontology annotation, molecular function: mRNA binding. Gene Ontology annotation, cellular component: cytosol. Lineage: Eukaryota; Metazoa; Chordata; Lepidosauria; Squamata; Rhineuridae. The transcript has 14 exons. The record is from RefSeq and is a predicted model, not a curated record.